This is a messenger RNA of Purpureocillium takamizusanense, 652 nucleotides long. RefSeq lists its product as uncharacterized. Gene Ontology annotation, molecular function: structural constituent of ribosome; small ribosomal subunit rRNA binding. Bases 61 to 417 code for a protein of 118 amino acids. Lineage: Eukaryota; Fungi; Ascomycota; Sordariomycetes; Hypocreales; Ophiocordycipitaceae. The transcript has 3 exons. The record is from RefSeq and is a predicted model, not a curated record. Gene Ontology annotation, cellular component: mitochondrial small ribosomal subunit; ribosome. Gene Ontology annotation, biological process: translation.
CUUCUCGAUGCCGCGAAUCCGUCCCUCCUCAUCCUCCUCACCGUAGAUGCCGUCGCCAAGAUGCUCUACGAACUCAUCGCCAUCGUCCGGCCGGGCAACCUCGCCGAGGUGAAGGAGAUCGCCACCACCGUCGGCUCCCUCGUCCUCAAAAACGGCGGCGUCGUUCGCGGCCUCUCCAAUUGGGGCGUCUUCUCCCUCCCGAAGCCCGUCUCUGUCCAUCAGAUGAAGCACACCCAUGGCCACUACUUCGUCAUGCGCUACGAUGCUUCCACAAAGGUCCACGGCGACGUCCGAAACACCCUGCGUCUCGAGCCGCGUAUGAUUCGCGCCGCUCAUGUCAAGCUCGGCGACGGAAAGCUCGAGACGCUGUCUCGAUUCGGUGCGCCCAAGUGGAGGACCCAAGGCAGCGAGGCUUGAGAACUUAGCCGAGGGCAUGGGCAUCACGAAACGAACGACGUAACUCGAGACCUUCAGGUCUCUUUUGGGAUCUCAACAUGUAUGAAUACGGAAACCAAGGGCAGAAUUCCGGUGGAAACGUGCCCCGGUGCAAAUAGCAUGGCGUCAUUUGCGGUUAUCUUGUACAAAAGUACUCGCUGCCGGAUGGAAAGAAGCAGCAGGUUGAAUGAAUUCAGUUUUCGAUUCGACAGCCAAA